This is a messenger RNA of Abrus precatorius (Indian licorice), 1509 nucleotides long. RefSeq names its product chalcone synthase 1A. Gene Ontology annotation, molecular function: acyltransferase activity, transferring groups other than amino-acyl groups. Bases 103 to 1272 code for a protein of 389 amino acids. The transcript has 2 exons. Gene Ontology annotation, biological process: polyketide biosynthetic process. The record is from RefSeq and is a predicted model, not a curated record. Lineage: Eukaryota; Viridiplantae; Streptophyta; Magnoliopsida; Fabales; Fabaceae.
ACCAUUCAAUUCACUUGUUAACUCUACCACUCAACCCUUCCUUCUUAAUUUUACUUCUUCAAUUCAUUUCUUUCCAGCGACUUUAGAAAAUUAAUUGAGAAGAUGGUGACUGUUGGUGAGAUCCGCCAGGCACAAAGGGCUGAAGGCCCUGCCACCGUCUUGGCCAUUGGUACCGCAACUCCUCCAAACUGUGUGGAGCAGAGUACUUAUCCUGACUACUAUUUUCGUAUCACAAACAGUGAGCACAAGACCGAGCUCAAAGAAAAGUUCAAGCGCAUGUGCGACAAGUCAAUGAUUAAGAAGAGAUACAUGCACUUGACUGAAGAGAUCUUGAAGGAGAAUCCUAACAUAUGCGAGUAUAUGGCACCUUCAUUGGAUGCAAGGCAAGACAUGGUGGUCGUGGAAGUACCAAAACUAGGAAAAGAGGCUGCAACAAAGGCCAUCAAGGAAUGGGGUCAACCCAAGUCCAAGAUUACCCAUCUCAUCUUUUGCACCACAAGCGGUGUGGACAUGCCUGGUGCAGAUUACCAGCUCACAAAGCUCUUAGGCCUUCGCCCAUACGUGAAGCGUUUCAUGAUGUAUCAACAAGGUUGUUUUGCUGGUGGCACGGUGCUUCGUAUGGCCAAAGAUUUGGCUGAAAACAACAAAGGUGCUCGUGUGUUGGUUGUUUGCUCUGAAAUCACUGCAGUUACUUUCCGUGGACCCAGUGACACUCAUCUUGAUAGUCUUGUGGGACAAGCACUGUUUGGAGAUGGUGCAGCUGCUGUCAUUGUUGGUUCAGACCCAUUACCUGAGGUCGAAAGGCCUUUGUUUGAAUUGGUAUGGACUGCACAAACAAUCCUCCCAGAUAGUGAAGGAGCCAUUGAUGGUCACCUUCGUGAAGUGGGGUUGACAUUCCAUCUUCUGAAGGAUGUUCCUGGUCUAAUCUCAAAGAACAUUGAGAAAGCUUUGGUGGAAGCCUUUCAACCACUAAACAUCUCAGAUUACAACUCCAUCUUUUGGAUAGCACACCCUGGUGGACCAGCAAUUCUUGAUCAAGUGGAGGAAAAAUUAGGCUUAAAGCCAGAAAAAAUGCAAGCUACCCGACAUGUCCUUAGCGAAUAUGGUAACAUGUCAAGUGCUUGUGUAUUAUUUAUUUUGGAUGAAAUGAGGAGGAAAUCAAAAGAAGAUGGAUUAGCCACAACCGGAGAGGGACUCGAAUGGGGUGUGCUAUUCGGUUUUGGACCAGGACUCACCGUUGAGACUGUUGUGCUCCAUAGCGUGGCCCUCUAAACCAAGGACACCGAGUCUUGUUCGCUUCUAAUCUUUUCUUUUCAGCCAAAAGUUUAGAAGGAUGCAUUCUUUUUUUGUUUUUAAGCUUUUGUUUUUCUGUUAAUCACUCUUUAUGCCUUAAAAUUAUUUAUCUUUACGUUUGAAAGCCUUUAUGAUUUAAGCUGUAUUUCAUUAAUUUGUAAUACGAUCAAGUGCAAUUCACAAUUUUAUAUGAAUAACAGGCUUCUGUUAUCCUUC